AGAGGACAAGGAGUGGAGUGGUGGAUGGGGAGUGGGGCCACCAUGGCUUGGCAGGAACAAGGGAUGCAUCCGUGGCACAUGGCUCCGUCACUCCAUCAGCAGAGCAUUGGGUGCCUUGAGAGGGAUGCACGAAGCCUUCGCCACCCCCCAGUGGGGAAAACUUGUGGGUUCCUCACUGCCGUUCCUCUCCUUCCAUCUCCUUGGAGGAGGACGUUGGCCAUGAGUCCCAACAGCAGGACAUUGGCCGUGGGUCCCAGUGGGAGGAUAUUGGUCAUGGUCCCAAUGGGAGAAGGAUGUUGGUCAUGGUCCCAAUGGGAGAAGGAUGUUGGCUGUGGGUCCCAAUGGGAGGAGGCCGUUGGUCAUGGGUUCCAACAGGAGGAGGAUGUUGGUCAUGGUCCCAACAAGAGGACAUUGGUCGUGGUCCCAGUGGAAGGUGGACACUGGCCGUGGGUCCCAGUGGGAGGAGGAUGUUGGUCAUGGUCGCAAUGGGAGAAGGAUGUUGGCCGUGGGUCCCAACGGGAGGAUAUUGGUCAUGGUCCCAGUGGGAGGACGACGCUGACCGUGCUCCCAACAGGAGCCCCGAGCUUCUGCCAUGGGACACGCAUUGUCACCAGAGGUCACACUGCCGACACGAUGCCGUUCACUUCACUGCACACACAGAGCAUGCACAGCACGUGGGUUUCUCCAAAGGUCUUCACCAUCCACUCUCGAUAGGCGCAAUUCUUUCCCAUGAAACACGACGUGUUUUCGAGCACGGUUCCAUCUCACCGCAUGUCUCCGUGGCGCAGAUCGGAGCGCAGGAGAUGUCCCGAAGGUCCGGGAGGGAUUUGGGUCCCUGGAAAAAGGGCUGUGGGGAUUUGGGGUCAGGACUCGGCCAUGGAGUGGUGGGGCCGUGGUUGGACAGCCCCCACGCGAGGGGUGGCAAUGAGCACUGCGUCACUCGUGUGAAUGGGGACACAGUGCCACGGGUGAUGGAGGGAGGGUUGGGGACACCGCGUCCUGCAGGAGGUGACAUUGGGACUGUGCCCCUCACUGCUGGCACCCAGUGGAGCCGUGCAGUGUCACCGCAUCCCCGGCGUCCCCUCCCAAAGCACGAGGGCUGCAUUGGCCCCAUGGCCACCGCGUGCCACCGGAGCACCGGGACGGGGACACGGGGCACUGAACUCUCAAUAGACCACGAAAGCCAUAUUAGUGCGGAGCUCUGAGCGCCGUGGGGCGGCCGUGGGGCGGAGGACGGGCUGUGUUGUUGUGCUGUGUUCUUGUAUGUACAUAAAGGGAGACAACGAACGUCGGUGUUACUUUAUAACCUUUCUAAUAUCCUGUGCUAAUCUCGGAAAAAUAAUCCUAUAAAAUAUAUCUGGAUUACACACCUUCA
Molecule: messenger RNA, 1375 nt
Organism: Gallus gallus (chicken)
Lineage: Eukaryota; Metazoa; Chordata; Aves; Galliformes; Phasianidae
Exons: 1
Coding region: 294-1205 (303 amino acids)
Source: RefSeq, a predicted model, not a curated record